Actinia tenebrosa (Australian red waratah sea anemone) is the source of this 654-nucleotide messenger RNA. RefSeq lists its product as uncharacterized. The record is from RefSeq and is a predicted model, not a curated record. Lineage: Eukaryota; Metazoa; Cnidaria; Anthozoa; Actiniaria; Actiniidae.
AUGUCAGGUUCUGAAGCAUACUGGAAACUAUGUGAUGCUCUGAGUAAAACCUCACUUGUAAAAGCCAUCAAACAAGCCUCACCAGUUGCACAGACCAGUUCUUUGGAAGGAUACCACUCAGUAAUUAACCAGUUUGCACCCAAAAUKCUGGCAUUUUCAUAUUUGGGCAUGCUUAGCAGGACUAUUCUAUCUGCUCUUCACUUUAAUYAUAACACCAAUAGRGACAGCAAAGUAGAUGUCAAUGGACAGGCAAAAYUCACAGUCAAGUAUCCUAAAUUCAAAGGUGGAGAUGCAACUGUUCGAGAGCUGAAAGUGACACAAAAUUAUGAUUAUGUUGCUGAAAUAUAUGAAACUUUGAUAAGUACACCAAGAACAGAGCUAAAACAAAUAUCAACAGAAUUAAAAAAUGAUGUCCCAGAAUCUCUGCAAAGUAUGUUAAUCGAAAAACAAGAAAAAGAAGAAGCAAAGCAGAAAUAUUUAUCCAGAAAACAAAAGGAAACUACUAUUUGUCCUCCAACAUGUUCAGAAACUGAACUGCAAUCACUGUUAUCCAAAGCUGGUACUAGUGGCAAACAACGAAAGGCACCUCAGUGUAGGAAGUGUGGCAAGCCACUGAAAGGGCACAAAAAAGGACAGUGCAGCAAUUCUACAUAG